AGGCUUGUUGUUAACGUAAGCGAUAUUCGACUGUUCUCUUAGUCUAUAUUUCACGUGUGAAAAUGGUGGGGAUCAUGGCGGCUGAUGAAUAUUCCUCUUACGAUAAUCGUAUUGAUAAUGGUUAUGAUUCUGAAGAAGAUUUUAUUGAUGAUACACAAUUUGAAGAUCCUGAAGGAUUUGUCGAUCCUAUGACAGAAGAAGAGUUAGUUGGGGAUAUCCUUGAACAACGACCAAAAGAAAGUGAUAGUCUUGAUACAGUUAUAAUUGUAGACAAUGUCCCAAUUGUUGGACCUGAUCGUCUUGAGAAACUUAAAAGUAUGAUUCAUAAAGUUUUUUCAAGCUUUGGAACCAUUGUGAAUGACUAUUAUCCAGAAGAAAAUGGAAAAACUAAAGGGUACAUUUUUCUUGAAUUUCCAAAAGCAGAAGAUGCAGCUAAUGCUAUUAAAACUGCCAAUGGGUACCGACUUGACAAAAAUCACACAUUUGCUGUUAAUUCCUUUAAUGAUUUUGAAAAAUACAAAGAUAUUUCAACUGACUGGGUUCCUCCAGAAAAACGAGUGUUUAACGAUUUUGGAAAUUUAAAAUCUUGGUUACUUGAACCAGAUAGUAAUGAUCAAUAUUCAAUGAUGACUGGAAAUGGGGAACGGGUUGUUAUUUUACAAAAUGGUCCAACUGCUCCAACAGUUAUUAAGCAAAGAGAUAACUGGACUGAGUCAUAUGUGAUGUGGUCACCUAAAGGAACUUAUAUGGCUACAAUUCAUAAGCAAGGUGUUGUUUUAUGGGGUGGUGAAGAAUUUGCAAGAAUCAACAGAUUUAAUCAUACUAAUGUUUCCCUGAUUGAUUUUUCACCAUGUGAACGGUAUUUAGUUACCUUUUCAGCCAAUCAUAUGAACAAUCAAGAACCUGCUAUUGUCAUUUGGGAUAUUUUGACUGGUAUGAAGAAGAGAGAUUUUGUUGCUGGUGGAACAUGGCCAGUUUUCAAAUGGAGUCCUGACGGUAGUAUGGUGGCAAGAUCUAAUGGAGAAAAUCUUAGUAUUUAUGAGUCACCUAAUUUUGUUCUACUUGAGAAAAAAAGCAUUAAAAUACCAGGUUUAAUGGACUUUUCAUGGUCACCUAAACAAAACAUAAUUGCUUAUUGGGUUCCUGAAGAUAAAGAUACUCCAGCAAGACUUUGCAUUAUGCAUUUACCUAGCAAAAAGGAGAUACGUGUUAAAAAUCUUUUUAAUGUUCAGGAUUGUAAAAUGUUUUGGCAAAAAAGUGGUGACUAUCUCUGUGUUAAAGUUGAAAGGCUUACAAAGAGUAAAAAGAGAAUAUAUUAUAACCUGGAAUUAUUCAGAAUGAAUGAAAAGAAUGUGCCUGUUGAUACAUUAGAGCUUAAAGAUACUAUUAGCACCUUUGAGUGGGAACCUACAGGUAAUAAAUUUUGCAUCAUACAUGGUGAAAGUCCUCGUAUUUCAGCAAGCUUUUAUCAAAUUGAGUCAUCUCAGCUUGGAAAUGUUACACUCAUCAAGCAAUUUGAAAACAAAUCAUGUAAUGCUAUAUCCUGGUGUCCAAAUGGACAAUUCUGUGUAUUAGCUGGUUUGAGAAAUUUAAAUGGUAGUCUGGAAUUCAUAGAUACAUCUGAUAUGACUAUUAUGAACUCAGGUGAACAUUUUAUGGCUAGUGAUAUUGAAUGGGAUCCCACUGGGCGAUAUUUUAUGAGUGGUGUAAGUUGGUGGACUCACAAAGUUGACAAUGGUUAUUUUAUUUGGUCUUUUCAAGGCAAAAUUUUGCAACGCCAUGUUUUGAAUCAAUUUAGCCAUUUUGCAUGGCGUCCUCGACCACCUACCCUUCUUACUGAAGCGGAUAUAGAAAGAGUUAAGAAGGGUUUGAAGAAAUACCAGAAGAUGUUUGAAAUUAAAGAUAGAAUGUCACAAACAAAAGCCUCAAAAGAACUUAUUGAAAAACGGCGCGCUUUACAUGAUCAUUUCUCUGGAUUUCGGAAACGCCAUGAUGAGACAUUUGAAGAUUACAAAAUGCUUAGACUUCAGUUACGAGAAGGUGUUGAUACAGAUAGUUUGGAAAGUCAGUAUGGCGACGUUGAGGAAGAAACAAUUGAGUUCUUUAUUCGAGAAGACAUCGAAAUUAUUGACACCAAAGAGGAGUGAAAAAAUAGCCUUGAAGUUAACUGAUCCCCGCCUAAAAUAUUACACCAUUUUGUGCUACUAUAUUUUCCUCUCGUUUUCUUCAUGUUUAUAUUCUGUAACUGCCAAAAUAUUUGUCCGAUGUCAAAUUUUACAAAUGAAUAUUUUUUUAAAUUGACAUUUGAUUAUUAUGAAGACGUUUUGGUGAUAAGGACUAAAUGGUAUUUGUGGCCGCCUUGGAAAAGGAGAAACAUUGAAUAAAGAUAAUUAGAGGGGAAAAAA
Hydra vulgaris (swiftwater hydra) is the source of this 2405-nucleotide messenger RNA. Its product is annotated as eukaryotic translation initiation factor 3 subunit B. Gene Ontology annotation, cellular component: eukaryotic translation initiation factor 3 complex. Lineage: Eukaryota; Metazoa; Cnidaria; Hydrozoa; Anthoathecata; Hydridae. Gene Ontology annotation, biological process: translational initiation. Gene Ontology annotation, molecular function: translation initiation factor binding; RNA binding; translation initiation factor activity. The record is from RefSeq and is a predicted model, not a curated record.